AUGGUUAAAUGUUUUAACAAAGAUGAUUCAUUUUAUUAUGGGCCAGAGUUUUUUGGUCUUGUUCAUUACCGUAAUGCAGUAGUGAUUGGUUCUAUAUUAGAGAUGCUAACAUUAGCUGGAAUUGUCUUUAGCUCCAUAAUAUUACAAACAAUCUAUUUAAUAACAGGAUUAUGGUCCACUAUGUUUGUUUUAGUAAUUGGUAUAACAGUUUUUAUAGUAUCUAUCAUAAUGAUAUAUGGAGUUGUUAGUGAAAAUCCAAAAUUAAUACUCCCUCAAUUGGCUAUACUUCAAAUAGAAACUACCGUUCUUAUAUUAAUAGCAAUAGUAUCAAUUUUUAGUAUGUCUUGUGGAAUUUCUGUUACAAACUAUCUUUUUAGUUUUUUUAUUAAUGUUCAGAUAACUGAAAAAGAAUUUGGUCCAAUAUGGCCAUUCAAUAUUACAGCAUUAGCUUUUGUUGGUUCAUUAGCAUGUAUAUGGUUUCAAUCAGUUGUCAAAAAUGCAUAUGAAUAUUUAUUAGAUAAAAAUUAUUUCGAUGCUUUGGAAGGAACUAAUAAUAAUAUUGAAAUGACUAGAAAUAAUAAAAGGAAAUAA
Strongyloides ratti is the source of this 591-nucleotide messenger RNA. RefSeq lists its product as hypothetical. Lineage: Eukaryota; Metazoa; Nematoda; Chromadorea; Rhabditida; Strongyloididae. The record is from RefSeq and is a predicted model, not a curated record. Bases 1 to 591 code for a protein of 196 amino acids. The transcript has 2 exons.